This is a messenger RNA of Phycomyces blakesleeanus NRRL 1555(-), 2148 nucleotides long. RefSeq lists its product as hypothetical. The transcript is spliced from 6 exons. Gene Ontology annotation, molecular function: sulfate transmembrane transporter activity. The coding region runs from base 1 to 2148 and encodes 715 amino acids. Gene Ontology annotation, cellular component: membrane. NCBI's taxonomy places the organism in Eukaryota, Fungi, Mucoromycota, Mucoromycetes, Mucorales, Phycomycetaceae. Gene Ontology annotation, biological process: transmembrane transport. The record is from RefSeq and is a predicted model, not a curated record.
AUGAACAGAACAACGAAAUAUCCCUCAGACGAACGAUCAUACCAUGAAGAAACGCGCCUAUUUAUCUCAAAUAUACCCAACUAUACAUACGACUACCUUGUCGGUAUAUUCCCCAUUGCCACAUGGAUACAUCGAUACAACACAAGGUGGUUCCUGAAAGAUCUUGUUGCUGGAAUCACAGUCGGAAUAGUAGUUGUUCCUCAAGGAAUGGGAUAUGCCAAAAUUGCCUGUCUUCCUCCCCAGUAUGGACUUUACACGGCUUUUGUAGGCCUUUGCGUAUACUGUUUGUUUGCUACUUCAAAAGACAUUAGUAUUGGCCCAACAGCUGUUAUGUCUCUUCUUGUCGGUCAAACCAUUACACGUGUGGUGAGCGAAAAUCCUACGAUCACCGGCCCUGAUGUUGCGGCGGCCCUUUCACUAUUUACGGGUAUGGCAACAUUAGCCAUAGGGUUACUAAGACUUGGUAUACUGGUUGAUCUUGUACCAGGUCCGGCUAUAGCGGGCUUUAUGACUGCAUCUGCAUUAACAAUAACCAUUGGCCAAAUACCGAAACUCUUGGGCAUCCCAAACAUCAAUACUCAGGAGCCAACCUUUAGAUUACUAGUCCAUGUGUUUCAGAAAUGCUGGGAUCUACGCCUAGAUGCUGUCUUUGGACUUGUGGGCUUGGUCUGGCUCUAUGGCUUACGAUCAAUGUGCCUUGGACUAGCCAAGAAGUAUCCACGCUACAGCGAGACGUUCUUUUUCAUAAGCAUUAUGCGUAACGGACUACUGGUGAUCUUUGGCACGCUCGGAGCUUUCGUGAUCAAUAUCGGCAAAACCGUGAGCCCGAUCAGUAUACUCAAGGACAUUCCAUCCGGAUUUAAUUCUAUUGCUGCACCACACAUCGACUCUACAUUGGUGUCAUCCAUUGCAGGCACACUUCCGUCUGCAAUUGUGAUUCUUGUACUUGAGCAUAUUGCGAUCGGAAAGGCGUUUGGGAGGAUCAAUGAUUAUUCCAUAAAUCCUAACCAAGAAAUCAUUGCAAUUGGCUUUACAAACAUAUGGGCUUCUUUUCUGGGCGCUUACCCGUCCACAGGAUCAUUUUCACGGACGGCUAUCAAGGCACGUUCGGGUGUACAAACUCCCUUUGCUGGACUAUUCUCGGGAAUCGUCGUGCUUCUUUCCCUAUAUAUCCUGACUCCGGCCUUUUACUAUAUUCCAGAUGCCAUCCUGUCUGCAAUUGUGAUUCAUGCUGUCGUGGAUCUUGUCUCCAAACCAAGAUAUGUAAAGCAACUUUCGGCAGUGAGUGUGUGGGAGCUGGUCAUCUUCCUGUCUUCGGUAAUAGUCACUUUCUUUACCUCUGUUGAGAAUGGCAUCUACGCAUCCGUCUUUUUGUCUGUCAUGAUUCUUCUUUUCCGGAUUGCACGACCCAGAGUCUGGGUGUUGGGUGGCGUGCCUUCAUUGGAGCCACAGACGGCUGUUUUUGGCCAUUCUUUAUCUCUAGCCAAGGAACAGGCGGUAUAUCAAUCUGAUGCCUUGCCACCCGGGAUUCUGCUGUGUCGUAUUGAAGAGUCGAUUACGUAUCUCAAUUCUAGCUAUGUGGUUGACAGAGUGGUUGAUUAUUGCAAGGAACACACUCGACGAAGAGAUUACAAUGAUGAGUCUAGUGCAGGCCGGGCAUGGAAUGAUUCCGAUACCGGUACCUCUGAUUUAGAUCUAUCUUUGUCGUUCCGGCCACGCCUCCAUGCACUUAUUCUGGAUUUCGGGAGUGUCAAUCAUCUGGACUCGAGUGGACUACAAGCCCUGGUAGAUAUCCAGACCACAUUGAAUAGAUAUAGUGGCCACACAAUCGAAUUUCACUUUAUUCGAUUGACACAUAUGCCCAUCCGACACACUCUUCUGGUCGCUGGAUUUGGAAAAUCAGAUACUGAAUUGCCUAGUCUUCCAAAGACUGGCGAUACUUCCUCAUCACAGCCUAUUAUUAGUGUCCAGCAAAAUUCUGCCAACUAUGGUACUAUUCAACCAGUUGGCAAGACUCUGCUAAAAGAUAAACCGUAUCCUUUCUUUCAUGACACUGCGUAUGAAGCUAUCCGGGCAUCUCUAUCUACCCUUUCUCCUGAUAGUAAUAAUAAUAAUAAUAAUGACAUCAACCAAUCUGUGGUGGUUUGA